AGUGCUGGCGUUGGCGCCUGAAGGAGGUAAAUACCUAUAUUGUGCUGUUGAUUCCCCAUUCUCCUACUCUCCUAUCGAAUCGGUACCGAAACACGCAACAUGGCUUUAGCAGAAGCACCAAGAGGCCCUUACAGGCUGGUCACAGUAAACACGGCGCCGGAUCGAGCGAAGCGGCUGAUUGGGCGCCUUGUGGAUGCAUUGAAGGACAAAUACGAGAUCAAACAUGUUGCCAAUUGUGAAAGAGUGGAUGAGGUUGAGAGAGCUGUGACGGACCAACAGCCAGAACUCCUCUUCUGCGCAUCGAUGUGGACAUCUGAAGAAGCGGCUGAGAUUCAGACUAUCGCCAAGAACGUCAAACCAGACGUAGCGACCUAUGCCAUACCGUAUGGUAUGCAAGUGCAAGAGGGCCCGGAUCGAGUUGUUGAGCAUUUGACGUGUAUGGUUCCUCAAGUGCUGGAAUUGCACUUUGGGGUCUCAAAGGGAUGACUGAAUCACCCUACGAGCGGAACAAGCUUGAAAGAUGAGGAUUGUAGGCCGGGAACAUAGGCACAAUGGAGAUGUUAAAAGGCUGUUCUGGCAAAAGAAACCCUGGGGAACACGCUACGCCCCGACCAGCGGAGACUCCAUGCGGCAGGUCAAGAGAGCAAGUCAACGAAGUUAUGCACAGUCGGGCCGACGCUGGCCAAGCAGGUCCACGCAUAGAGAGAGGACAUUUCUGAUAGCAGCUAAGCAUCAGAAUCCAGCGACUCGGUGGUCGCUCAUCC
Molecule: messenger RNA, 764 nt
Organism: Pseudocercospora fijiensis CIRAD86
Lineage: Eukaryota; Fungi; Ascomycota; Dothideomycetes; Mycosphaerellales; Mycosphaerellaceae
Exons: 3
Coding region: 100-486 (128 amino acids)
Source: RefSeq, a predicted model, not a curated record